Messenger RNA from Physella acuta, 651 nucleotides. RefSeq lists its product as uncharacterized. Gene Ontology annotation, biological process: translation. NCBI's taxonomy places the organism in Eukaryota, Metazoa, Mollusca, Gastropoda, Physidae. Gene Ontology annotation, molecular function: structural constituent of ribosome. Gene Ontology annotation, cellular component: mitochondrial large ribosomal subunit. The record is from RefSeq and is a predicted model, not a curated record.
AUGACGUUUGUCAUGAUGAGGUUUGUCCUGAUGAUCUUUGUCCUGAUGAGGUUUGUCCUGAUGACGUUUGUCCUGAUGAGGUUUGUCCUGAUGACGUUUGUCCUGAUGAGGUUUGUCCUGAUGACGUUUGUCCUGAUGAGGUUUGUCCUGAUGACGUUUGUCCUGAUGAGGUUUGUCCUGAUGACGUUUGUCCUGAUGAGACUAGGGGUACAAGUACAUGCCUUUUGCGGAGCUAAAACAGGAAAGCCAUGGGACGAACGGUUUCCUGUAAGAAAAGAAGAUGUUACACCUGAUAAAAAGGGAGGCAGUAGAAAAAUGGCACAAGUUUUACCAGAAAACAUUGUGGCUCCAACUGGCGUAUACCAUAGAGCAGGGAAAGGUUGGGAACCCCUGCAUAGAGUAACCAAAAAGUAUAUACAUGUGCCAGAAAUGGUGCCAGAGUUUGUUGUGCCAGACCUUACUGGGUUUGAGCUUAAGCCUUAUGUGUCAUACAAAGCUAGAGAGAUUACUCAGUUACCUUUAACACCCCAAGACAUUUUCAAAAAUGUUUAUGCUGAAGAAAUAAAAAGUAGCUUUGAAAAGGGCGAGCUCAAAAUAGAUGACAAUAACAUUGUAUUAGCUAAUGGAAAGAAAAUAAGCAUUGACCAAUAA